CCUAUACCUCGUUUGUGAUUUAAUGUGGACUGUUUACGUUGUAAAUAUCUGAAGAAUUUGAAUUUUAUAUGUCUCCGAAAUUUAUAGAAAUAUAAGAACAUCAGGAAAGAGAUUUUAUUUUUUUUAGUAGUUUUGUGAAAGGUGUAUACAUUGACAAGUUGAAUUAAUAUCCUUCUACUUGAAGCAAUAAUUAAACAAGAAAAUAGACAUGAAAGAAGGGCAUAACGUGUCUAAUAUAACAAAUGAUGAUUACAUUCACGAAAAUGGAGAGGCUGUUAAUACAGAGGAAUCUCCAGCAAAGCAAAAAUUACGUGGAUGGCUAAAUCGAAACUUAAGAAUAAAAAUGACAGAUGGGCGUAUUUUAAUAGGUGCAUUCUUAUGUACUGACCGUGAUGCCAAUGUGAUUUUAGGAUCAUGUUCAGAAUUUUUGUCAGAGGAUCACACAGAAGCAAGAACUCUUGGUUUAGUAAUGAUACCUGGUAGACAUAUUGUAACAAUACAUCUUGAUGCUUGAUGAGCAAUUGUUUUGUUUAAAACUAGCUAUACAAAAUUUAUUGUCCUCUUUUUUUCGGAUUAUAUAGAAUUUUAUUAUCUCUGUAUUUCUAAAAAUAUACUCAAUAAUGUGAAUAAGAUUAUUAAAGAAGGAA
Molecule: messenger RNA, 647 nt
Organism: Bombus pyrosoma
Lineage: Eukaryota; Metazoa; Arthropoda; Insecta; Hymenoptera; Apidae
Gene: Sbat
Product: N-alpha-acetyltransferase 38-B, NatC auxiliary subunit
Exons: 2
Coding region: 209-514 (101 amino acids)
Cellular component (GO): NatC complex
Molecular function (GO): RNA binding
Source: RefSeq, a predicted model, not a curated record